Molecule: messenger RNA, 2694 nt
Organism: Trypanosoma brucei brucei TREU927
Lineage: Eukaryota; Euglenozoa; Kinetoplastea; Trypanosomatida; Trypanosomatidae
Exons: 1
Coding region: 1-2694 (897 amino acids)
Molecular function (GO): protein binding
Source: RefSeq, a predicted model, not a curated record
AUGGAUGGACAGCGUGCAACAAAGGGAGUGGGACAUGCCAGUGAUUGGGCAGAACUUCGCCGCGCCCUCUUUAAUGUUCACCUGUUGCUAGCACUUCAAGAGGGCAGUGUGACACAACCACCGGGGGAAGAGAAGGUCGUAGCGAGUAGGGAGGCAUCGCAACCGUUGUUGGAGCGUGGCUGUGGCAUGAAUCGGGUUCAGAGCGUCUCGCUCAUGACGCUGGAGUUGGAAGAUAGUACGGAUGCGCUUCAUUCCCAAUGCUUAGAGAAACAUGAGGAAAAGAGGGGCGUAUGUCGUGCCCUUCCGCUUCCGCCGCUUCGAUGGGCUGUUCCAUCGCAUCAGCAGCGUCUCGCGGCCUUGGAAAAGGAAAGGCGGCGGCGACAAAGGAAAAAUGCCGCGGCAGAAGGGAAACUAAACAUGUUGGGAAACACUCUUGGGAGUGGUGAUACGCGGCAGCCGUCCUCCAUUACUGGAAGUAGCGCAACUGCAAAGGUAAUGGAAUUGGAUAAAAACGUAAUGAAAGAGGAUCUUCAGGAUGGAACUGCGUCGCCCGCUCAUUCAACUCGAUCGUCCCUGACGAGAACCGGUGACCACAGCGAAUGUGAGAGCUCGCAGGAUACAUACACAGCUGCUUUCGCGUCCGUGGACGAUCACUGUCCUCGAGAGAUGCCUUCGUUCCGUUUAUCGUCGGGCAGUGACAAUUCGGACUGUCAAACCCUGUCAAGGACGAUAUCUACGCUGAGUGUCAGAAAAACCUUAGCCCCUGUUCACGAGGGUCACCGCUGCGCCUCCGUUUACCGACUUCUCGGUGCCGGAAGCAGUCUCAGCGAAGAUACCACCGCCCAUAUGGCCCAGACUGAAGUUGAGCAAAUAUGCUCUGGUGAAGCCGAGCCGUACACCUCAUACCUCUUCUCCCCUGUCGUGCGUGUAGUGGAUCUCAGUGAGGGGCGAAGCUCUCCAACGCCGCCUGGCGGGAAUGAAGACCGAAUGGCUCCUGACGGGGACCUUGAGAUGAAGGAUGGGUGUACCAGAGUGAGUUUUUCCCCAAAUGGGGAAUGCUACGUAGUAGGGACAAGGAGAGGUUUCUUGUGGCUCUUCACGACAGGUUCGCCGCCGGGUCAAAAUAAUAUCUAUGGUUACGGUGAUGAAAAAGGCGAUGGGGUUUGCCUUGACGAGGAGCCACCAGUGGAGCCCUUGAAACUUCAGGCGCACGGCGGUCCCGUUACAGACGUGACUUUUAACGACGUUGGCACACUCUUUGCUUCAGCGGGUGGGGACGCUUGUGUGAUACUGUGGAAUCAGCGCACGAGGUUGAAAGUCCGUCGUAUCAACACAGGUGGUGGUGUGCCCACCCUCGUCCGUUUUGUGCCUGAAAACAACAAUUACCUUCUUGUUUCACUCAUGCAGCACCGCCUUUUGCGGCUUUACAAUACUUCAACAGGCCGCCCCGUAACGCGCAGAGGAGCCGAGAUGCGGAUAGAAGCGUCCACUGUGGCAGUUCACUUCUGCGCCGACCCGUUCUUAUUCAUUGGUGACACAAGCGGAACCGUGAGCAUGUGGCGGUACUACUUAGGGUGUGAACACACAUGCGCUAUGUGCCCCCUUGAACCAAGGCGAAGUGGGGAAUGGCGAGAGGGCCGCGCUUCUUCCCCAGCGGUCACAGGUCUUCUCCCGCAUGGAGUCGCCUCAGGUGCUUCCUCCACAAGGGGAAGCAUAAAAGAAAGGUGUUGUCAGGUCCCUGCGGUAGUGGUGGAAAACCAGCCUUGCUUCGAAAAGGCGGGAUCGCUUCUGCUGGAAAAGGGCACGCCGGUGGGAGCACUCGCGGUGAGCACCAUGACCCAAGAGCAGCUGCGCUAUCUGAAGCGAGCCCAGCGCAUUGGGUGGAAGAUUCCCAAGCGAGGACUCUUCGGAAAGUUGAUAGAGGGAAUACUCUCUGAAGCGCUCAACCGUAACAACUCCAGCGAAUCACCCGGAGAAAUGGAUGCCAGUGACUGCUCCAAGUUGAUGUGCGCCGUGAUGUUGCUCGCGUCGUUGCCGUGCGAUCGGAUGGCCGUUCUGUGCAUUCAGGCGAAGGCAGAAGACACCCGCGAGUACACGUUGGUGCCCAUGUUGGUGGUGGACCGUGCCUGCCGCAUCCGGCACAUGAGCACUGGGGCUGCGUUCUGCACCGACAACGUGCGCUCCCCAACCUUCACAUCCACGUGCGAGGAGGGUUUUGUUCAAAUUAUCGCCUGUACUGCUGCCCGCAUGCUGCCGGUGGCAAAGGAAGAGACCGCGGCCACGGGCUCCUCCGCUGUGGUUACGCCGUGGGCUGUCAUGGCGACACUUCCAGUCCCUUGCGGCGGCAGUCCCUCCAGCCUGGCUUGGUCGCCCGACAUGCGAAUCCUUACAGCCGUGACUGAAGAAGGGAUGGUUUAUCAAUGGCGUCGCGUCCAGCUGCACCAAGGCACUACGGUUAACGAAGACAUCAAUCGUGACGCCGAUGAUGGCCUUCGGGCUUCAACGACGAGGGAUGAGGUGGAUGAGUGGCGGAGGCACUUUGAGAGGGAGAAGAAACGGCAACUGCACCGCUACCGGGCGAGAAAGAAUGCCGCCAACCAACUUGAGGACACAUCUCGGCCAUACGGCGGCCUGAAUGCCGGGAGCGGGUCGCGAACAAGUGUCGUUCAAAGCCUUUGUCAUGCAAGCAACUGA